Pochonia chlamydosporia 170 is the source of this 1977-nucleotide messenger RNA. Its product is annotated as fungal transcriptional regulatory protein. The transcript has 4 exons. Lineage: Eukaryota; Fungi; Ascomycota; Sordariomycetes; Hypocreales; Clavicipitaceae. The record is from RefSeq and is a predicted model, not a curated record. The coding region runs from base 1 to 1977 and encodes 658 amino acids. Gene Ontology annotation, biological process: regulation of DNA-templated transcription. Gene Ontology annotation, molecular function: zinc ion binding; DNA-binding transcription factor activity, RNA polymerase II-specific.
AUGGAAGCUGUCGACGAAUUCCCAGACUUAAUGGCUUCAAUAGCUACUGAUAUAGAUCGAUAUGUUCGGGGGACGCUUGCCAUGAGCACGGAGCUAGUGCAAACAAAGAGAGAUCUAGGGCGCACCAAGUUGGCCGAGACGGUGGCUAAGCGGCGAAGGGCAAUGAAGAAUAAGUCCUUACAGACAGGAGGAGUGCUUACAGUGGCAGAAGGCCGGCGUAUGGUGCAGCGAAGGGUUGACGCAGAUCUGGCGGCGGCAAGGCAACGUGUGCAAGCAGCGGAACAACGGGCGCGCAAUGGAUACAAGCGGUGGUUUGAAGCAACUGCCAAGGAAGCUCUUAACUGUCGUAGGCAGAAGAUGAAAUGCAGAAUGGAGACAGGCAACACCUGUCGCAGAUGUCAACGCGCUGGACUGCCUUGUAUUUUCGUGCCGCGUGCCAAUGCGUCCGCGUUGAUGGUCCCGGCAUCUCUCCCACUCAGGGAAUUACAAUCGUUAGAUGUAACAAGAGAUCUGCUCCAAAGAGUCAAAGCUAUUGAGGACCAUCUGGGUUUAAGCAGUAUUCCAAAGCAAAUAAACCAGGAGCCAAAGGUUGGAGAAAUUGUAGAGCCGUGGUACGACGACGAACCCCUGGAUAAGCUCUGGGAGGCGUCUGCAGUGUUGGAAAGAUGUGUUCCCGGGCCACGAGAUGGCCCGCAUUGGCGAAGAAGCAAUAUAAGGCACCUCUGGAAAACAUUCCACGACAAGAUGCCUGGACUUCACUUUUUGCCAAGCAAGCAAAAGUUUUCUUCUCCCGGGCCGAUUCUUCUUGCGGCUAUGCUUUACUGCUCAAGUGUCCGUGGUGCUCCGGAGCACGCAGCUAUUGCACCUGGAUACUUCACAAUCUUAUGCUGUGCCAUCUCGCAACUUAGCAUACCUUGUAGUGAGAUUGGCCUGCCUCUCACAAGCCUGGAAGGGGCUGAAGAGUAUGCUUUUCAGGUGGUGCUAGGGCUCGUUCUUGCCGGACUCUUGAAUGAGGGCAACAUUCGCGAAAUGGGGAUAUGGAUAUCCAUCGCAUACAGACUGUUACUGGAGCACUGCCCUCCCCAAGUUGAUGAGAGACACUGUGACUGGCGGAGAUUAUUCAACGGCGUGCAGAUAGUCGACCUGGAGGUUGCGUCACUACAUCUGUCUUCACCAGUCAUCCCAAUAGAGCCGCCUCUUGCUGUGUUGCAAGUUUCACACAGAGAUCAGCUGUACCGCCUCUCCCGCAUGAUGCACACCGGCCUGUCGCAUUUCUCCGGGCGCGGCUUGCCAACGAUAUGGUCUUGUUUUUCCGGCGAUGUUACUGACACUAACUCUUCGCCUGACCCAUUCAGCCCUGUUGAUGCUGCUGUCAUCCGCGACUGGGCCAGAAAUCUGGAUGAUUGGCUGGUUAAAUUCACAAAGACUGGUGAUGACUUGGAUUCACAGAGAAAGACCGUCUUUCGGCAGUAUAUCCUCCAUCGAUUAGUCGUUUUGUCAAUCUAUCACCCUGCCAAGAGCUGCAACCUGCGUUCGAGUAGCAUUUCACUGAAUGAACAACAUGAAUUACUUGUUUCGGCCCGGGCUACUCUGAAGCUACACUACAAUGACAAGUCCAUAUGGUCAAAUUGGGACUUGGUGAUUAUAUCUUGGGCUGCUUUAAUUGUCAUCCACGGCAUUGAGGCAGGUGUUGGCGAGUCAGAUGAUUUGCGAAACAUUUGGGUCCAUCUGGACAUUCUUCAGGACACCAACGAGCCGAUUCCAAACCUGCGUACAAAGCUGGCGGCUAUUCUAGAGCAGAACAUACAGAGGCUGCACACGCUAAGCCCUUCUGUAACGAAUCACAUGCUAAUGCAACCGUUGAAUUCCGGCAUGAACCUUGAUUAUUCCUGGCAGAUCUUUGACCAAGCAAUCAUGUCCGAAGUCAUGGAUCCGUUUUGGCUCAGGACAGCGGAAAUACAGCCCAAUAUCCAAUAA